AUGGUUCGGGAAAAUCUCGCAGAAAAUGACUUUGAAGGGGAAGAAAUAGAAGGAUUGAUGGGUGUGUUGGAAGCACAUCUCAAGCCUGAAUAUCUCAAAGCGGCCGUUCGGGAAGCAGAAGAGAUCAUGGCCAAAAUGACCGAGGACGAGGAGCCUGCCCGCGACACAUUCCGAGACAUAUCCACGGCUGCACAGGGAUCACUUCGGUCUGGUCUGUUCCAGACGAAUCAGCGAGAGAAAGCCAAGACCCGGCCUGGUAACCCGCUCGCGACUGUUCCUGCGGUUGAAGACCCAGGCUCUCUUGAUAUCGUCACCUUUUCGAUCGAGCCCAUGGUGCGAAUUCGCGUCUCCCAGCGCACCCUAGAUGUAGUUCAUCUCAUUUACCCCGAAUCUCAGACAAGGCCGAGAAAUAUCACAUGGGACGACUUCGUACAUGCCUUGUGCGAUGCCGGUUUCGUGGCGAGCAACAACGGCGGUUCCGCAGUGCGUUUCGAGCUAGGAUCCGGGUCGGAUCGCGGAGACAAGGGGGCAAUCAUCUUUCAUAAGCCGCAUCCGGUGCUGAAGAUUGUGCCAAUCAUGCUCCAUGGCAUGGGAAGACGGCUGACGAAGUGGUUUGGGUGGAAUUGUGAUUGUUUCGAGGCUAGGGGCGCACAGGAGGACUGA
Molecule: messenger RNA, 663 nt
Organism: Colletotrichum orchidophilum
Lineage: Eukaryota; Fungi; Ascomycota; Sordariomycetes; Glomerellales; Glomerellaceae
Exons: 1
Coding region: 1-663 (220 amino acids)
Source: RefSeq, a predicted model, not a curated record